Botrytis sinoallii is the source of this 1956-nucleotide messenger RNA. RefSeq lists its product as uncharacterized. Gene Ontology annotation, cellular component: cytoplasm. Gene Ontology annotation, biological process: glycogen biosynthetic process. NCBI's taxonomy places the organism in Eukaryota, Fungi, Ascomycota, Leotiomycetes, Helotiales, Sclerotiniaceae. The transcript is spliced from 8 exons. The record is from RefSeq and is a predicted model, not a curated record. Gene Ontology annotation, molecular function: alpha-1,4-glucan glucosyltransferase (UDP-glucose donor) activity. The coding region runs from base 1 to 1956 and encodes 651 amino acids.
AUGUCGGGCAAAACAAAACCGAGAUGUAAAAAUCACUUUCUCUUUUUUGGUGGUAUCUAUUCCGUCAUUAAAUCAAAAGCACCAGUUACCACAGCAGAAUAUGGAGACCGAUACACUCUUAUCGGUCCUCUCAACAGGCAAUCGGCGGCAGUGGAAGUCGAGGCAUUAACACCAACGAACCCCCACCUUGCGCAAACGAUUAGAAGCCAGGAAGAGAGAGGAAUUCAAAUGGUAUAUGGCCGCUGGUUUUUGGAUGAGUGGAAAGGCGAACUUGUGGAAUACGGCGGGAAUUCCCAUCUUCCGCCUGGUGAUGACGAAACCAACGAAGCCGUUGUCUUCGGUUACUUGGUUGCGUGGUUCUUGGGAGAGUUCGUCGCACAUGAAAAAGAAAAGGCCGUCAUCGCACAUUUCCACGAAUGGCUCUCUGGUGUCGCACUUCCUCUGUGCAAAAAGCGCCGAAGAUAUCUCUGUGCAGGAUCCGUGGACUUUUACAACAACUUACAAUGGUUUGACGUGGAUGCCGAGGCAGGAAAACGUGGUAUCUAUCACAGAUACUGCAUAGAGCGUGCAGCGACGCAUUCUUGCGAUGUCUUUACCACUGUUUCACACAUCACAGCAUAUGAAUCUGAGCAUCUCUUGAAGAGAAAGCCAGAUGGUGUUCUUCCCAAUGGUCGGAAUGUCACCAAAUUCUCUGCCAUGCACGAGUUUCAAAACUUGCAUCAACAAGCAAAGGAGAAGAUCCACGAUUUUGUCAGAGGACGAUAUGAGUACAGAAAUAAGGGUGUUGACAUGUUCAUAGAGUCAUUGGCUCGUUUGAACCACCGCCUCAAGUCUGCUGGAUCAAAGAUGACCGUGGUCGCAUUCAUCAUUAUGCCAGCACAAACCCAAUCAUUAACUGUCGAAGCUCUCAAGGGACAAGCCGUAAUCAAAUCGUUACGUGACACUGUUGACGUUAUUGAACGCGGUGUCGGAAAGAGAAUUUUCGAGCGUGCCCUUAAAUGGCAUGAGGGUGAAGUGAUGCCUGAUGAGAAAGACUUGAUCACCAGUCAAGAUCGUAUCCUUCUCCGCAGACGUCUGUUUGCUAUGAAGAGACAUGGACUUCCACCGAUCGUCACUCAUAACAUGGCAAAUGAUUCUGAAGAUCCAAUUCUGAACCAGAUCCGCAGAGUCCAAUUGUUCAACCAUCCUUCGGACCGUGUGAAGGUCGUCUUCCACCCAGAGUUCUUGAACUCUGCCAAUCCAGUCCUUCCAAUGGACUACGAUGAGUUCGUAAGAGGUACUCAUUUGGGUGUCUUUUCUUCCUACUAUGAACCAUGGGGUUACACACCAGCAGAGUGUACAGUCAUGGGUGUGCCAAGUAUCACAACCAACUUGUCAGGUUUCGGUUGUUAUAUGGAGGAGUUGAUUGAAAACUCAACGGAUUACGGUAUUUAUAUCGUCGACCGUAGAAUGAAGGGUGUCGAUGACUCGGUGAACCAACUUACCAGCUACAUGUUUGAUUUUGCUGGCAAGAGCAGACGUCAACGUAUCAACCAAAGAAAUCGUACCGAGCGAUUGAGCGAUCUUCUCGACUGGAAGCGCAUGGGAAUGGAGUAUGUCAAGGCAAGACAAUUGGCGUUAAGAAGAGCAUACCCUGCAUCAUUCGACGGCGAAGAAGAGGAUGAUUUCAUUCCUGGCGUGGAACAAAAGAUCUCCCGUCCAUUCUCAGUACCCGGAUCCCCAAGAGAUAGAACCGGUAUGAUGACACCUGGUGAUUUCGCCAGUCUGCAAGAAGGUCGUGAAGGUUUGAGCACGGAAGAUUAUGUUUCCUGGAAGCUCCCUGAAGAGGAAGACCCAGAUGAGUACCCAUUCCCACUCACCCUCCGAACCAAGAAACCAAACGGAUCUCAGAGUCCAUAUGGCGGCGCACAAAGCCCAUCGGAGUAUGCCAUAACUAAUGGAAACGGGAUGAAGUAA